AUGGGAAAUGAAGUAGGUAAAGAAGCGGAAGUCAAGAGUUCGUACGAUAAAGUACUCCAACAAGCACAGGAUAUGGAGCGUUUAGUGACGCAAAUAUUGGAACGAAACGACAGUUCUCGAAUUGUUGAUGUUGAGAAGCAAUUUGAUAAACACAGUGUAACCGAGAAACCGAAUAAUAACUCAGGUUCAGGUUGUUGUCGGAAGCAUGAUUCGCCCAAGCCAAACGAAUCCAGCCAGCUUAUGCCAUCGAAAACUCAACUGGCGACCAAAAACGCAGCCAAAACGAAGCUGCCAACAUUCUCCGGUAAUCCUGAAGAAUGGCAUUAUUUCCGUGCCAGCUAUGAAACAUCAACAGCUGCGUGCGGAUUCAAUGAUUCUGAAAAUCUGGUACGAUUGCGGGAUAGCCUCCAAGGUCCAGCGCUCGAAAGCGUUCGAGGGCUGCUGAUUCUUCCUAAGCUGGUACCAAAGGCAAUCGAUGCGCUUCAUCGACUGUACGGCAAUCCUGAAACCCUGCUUGAAUGGCACUUGGAGAAAGUGAGGAAGCUGGAAAACCCGAAUCCUAAAAAAAUGAAUACCUGUGUGUCAUUUGCAAACGCUUUGGAACAGCUGUGCAAUCUAAUGGAAGCAGCAGAAUUAGAAUACCGAUUGAUUGACUCGGCUCUGUUCGAGGAACUUGUUUACAAACUACCCAAUAUGCAAAUACUUGAAUGGAUCGACCAUGCUAAACUUAAGAAAUCCGUAACGCUUCGAACUUUCAGUGAUUUUGCUUCGAUGAAGGUAGCUAAGAUGCGGGAAACUAAUCCUACUGGCUACAGAGCAGUACUGAAGGAAGCACUACCUGAUCAAGGGCCAAAAACGGAUCAAUCAAAUUCCGUAAAAACCGGUGCAGUCAAACGCGAAAAAUCGACUCUUGCCACUACUGCUGCUGCUGGUGAGAAAGGCAAGAAGGAAUAUAACAAACGUUGCCGAUUGUGCAAACGAUUUGGUCAUCCCCUGUGGUACUGCCGAGAAUUUUCCACAAUGAAAGUGGAAGCCCGUACGGUGCUGGUAGAAUCCUGGAACGUUUGCAAGAUUUGUCUCGGUGAUCAUUUGAUCGAAGGCAAGUCCAGAUGUCCGCAUAGAAUUCGAUGCAACGUCGGAAAGUGCCGUGAGAGCCACAACGCACUGUUGCAUCCCGAUGCGUCAGAUGAAGUCAACGAUAAAUAUUUGGAUGUAAUAUGA
Molecule: messenger RNA, 1221 nt
Organism: Ochlerotatus camptorhynchus
Lineage: Eukaryota; Metazoa; Arthropoda; Insecta; Diptera; Culicidae
Exons: 1
Coding region: 1-1221 (406 amino acids)
Source: RefSeq, a predicted model, not a curated record